Messenger RNA from Canis lupus familiaris (dog), 1064 nucleotides. It is a transcript of the gene PRSS58, whose product is annotated as serine protease 58-like. Gene Ontology annotation, molecular function: serine-type endopeptidase activity. The coding region runs from base 244 to 969 and encodes 241 amino acids. Gene Ontology annotation, biological process: proteolysis. The transcript is spliced from 6 exons. NCBI's taxonomy places the organism in Eukaryota, Metazoa, Chordata, Mammalia, Carnivora, Canidae. The record is from RefSeq and is a predicted model, not a curated record.
UGUGUCACACAAUCAGGGGAUAGCAUCACACAGAUGGGAGGGGUCCCUGUCCUGAAGGUAGUAGUAUAGAAAAGGGCCUGAUUUCAGAGUUUGACAAAAGGUAGACCAGAGAGGAGGGGGCUGUGGAAAUACUGUGAGCUCCAACAUCUCUCAGAUUAGAUACCUCUCCUGGAACUGAAUCCUGCCACUGAAAGAAUUCAGAUGAACUGAACUUCAUCCUUUGAAAAGGCUUUUGAUAUCAAUAUGAAGUUUAUCCUCUUCUGGGCUCUUUUGAACCUAUCUGUUGCUCUGGCCUAUGAUCCAGAUUACCAACAUGGCACUGCUCCCCCCUACCUGGUCUAUUUGAAAUCUGAUUACUUGCCCUGUGUUGGGGCUCUGGUCCACCCCCUUUGGGUGAUCACAGCUGCACAUUGCAACUUACCAAAACUUCGGGUGAUAUUAGGGAUUACAAAUCCAUCAAAUCCUGAUGAAAAGGAUGUACAAGUUGUUGGCUAUGAGAGGAUGAUCCAUCAUCCACGCUUCUCAGUUACUGCUAUUGAGAAUGACCUCAUGUUAAUCAAGCUGAGAGAAAAUAUUGAACUCAAUGACUAUGUGAAAGUGGUCAGUCUGCCUGAAGAACCUGUCCGUGAGGAAGCCAUGUGCAUGGUCUCCACGUGGGCCUACAAUCUAUGUGAUGACUCCAAGGAGCCCGACUCACCACAGAGCGUGAACAUAUCCGUAAUCUACAGGGAUGAGUGCCUCGAUGCCUAUAAAACCCAAAGGAUCCAAGAAAAUAUGCUGUGUCUGGGCAUUGUGCCAGGAAGGAGGCUGCCCUGCAAGGAAGUCACAGCCGCCCCAGCAGUCUGCAAUGGGGUACUUCAAGGAAUAUUGACUUUUUUAGAUGGAUGUGUUUUGAGAGCUGAUGUUGGAAUCUACACCAACAUCUUUAAAUACAUGUCCUGGAUUAGAAAUACAAUCAGAGACAACUGAGCUGCCAUGGCAGGAAUUCUAGAUCAUGUGACACAACCUGUGCCUAUGUCCAGCCUCACAAUUAAACCUAAAUAGAUGCCCUGGGUUGCAUCAGG